Molecule: messenger RNA, 868 nt
Organism: Microdochium trichocladiopsis
Lineage: Eukaryota; Fungi; Ascomycota; Sordariomycetes; Xylariales; Microdochiaceae
Exons: 2
Coding region: 117-758 (213 amino acids)
Source: RefSeq, a predicted model, not a curated record
GGAAAAACCCUGCUACGUCUGCGCGGCAUUACUUUAAGAGCAAGAGGCUCAAUCUCAACACGUGCAGAGUCACUCCUGAAGUGUUCAUUCAAACCAUCAUCCUCUGAGGCUUAAUCAUGGCUGGCGAGGUACCGCGGAAUCAGGACUGCACCUUUGUCGCACCGCUGGCACAGCCCACCAGGGGCGCCGGUGGUGUCUCCAGCCUCAUCUUCUCCACGCACAUCGCCGCCUCGCCCGAGAAGUGUCUCGAGAUCGUUCUCGAUUCGUCCGCGUAUCCCACAUGGAACAAGUUGGUGCGCCAGGCCACGGUAGAGAAGCAAUCGCCAGCUACUGCAACCGAUCUUGGCGACUCCCUUGGCUUCCUCCUCGCAUCGGGGAAGCAGGACAUGCUUCUUCCUGGCGCGGACUUCGUGUUCAACGCCUAUUUAGACCCGGACAGCGAUAGCUUCAGGUCGACGCGUCUCGAAGUGACCGUGCUCAAGGAAAUUGUCCACGAGGGCCGAAAGGGCUUUCGCGUGUCGUGGGCCAUGACUGAGGGCACCUGGUUGCAGCACGUCGAGCGCACACAGGACUUCGUGGAGGCGCCUGGGGGAGGCACCGAUUAUUAUAACAUGGAGACGUUCUAUGGACCAGUCUCCUAUCUCAUCAAACCAAUCGUCGGGACGAAAUUGUUGAAGGCAUUAGGUUUGUGGAAGGACGGACUCAAAGCAGAGGCAGAGAGGCAGUGCAAGGAGGAAACAACAAAGGUUUCCAAGUAAUUCGGUUCUGCAAACCACGCGACUCAUACAGAUUCCAGUCCGCAUGGGUCCUUUCUCUACCCUGCCGUGUUUCGAUGAUUCACUACUCGAAUGCAAUGGCUUCCCGCUUC